Molecule: messenger RNA, 4109 nt
Organism: Lepidothrix coronata (blue-crowned manakin)
Lineage: Eukaryota; Metazoa; Chordata; Aves; Passeriformes; Pipridae
Gene: MLLT6
Product: MLLT6, PHD finger domain containing
Exons: 17
Coding region: 64-3027 (987 amino acids)
Biological process (GO): regulation of transcription by RNA polymerase II
Cellular component (GO): nucleus
Molecular function (GO): histone binding; nucleosome binding
Source: RefSeq, a predicted model, not a curated record
GCAGGAGGAGGAGGAGUGUGCGCGUAGAGGGAGGCGGGGGGGGAAGGAAACCCUCAUGGAAGUAUGAAGGAGAUGGUGGGAGGCUGCUGUGUCUGUUCUGAUGAGCGGGGCUGGGCGGAGAACCCGCUGGUGUACUGCGACGGGCACGGCUGCAAUGUGGCGGUGCACCAAGCUUGUUAUGGAAUUGUCCAGGUCCCCACCGGCCCCUGGUUCUGUCGGAAAUGUGAAUCCCAGGAAAGAGCCGCCCGGGUGAGGUGUGAGCUGUGUCCCCACAAAGAUGGAGCCCUGAAACGCACGGACAACGGGGUGAAACCUGGGCUGGAUAACACUGUUUCCUCUCUUUUUUUCCUCCCUCCACCUGCUGUCCUCGCCCACUUCCCUCAGAAGACCUCACGGCACUCUGGGAGCAGCUCCUUCAUCGCUGGGAGGAGGAGUCGCUCCACAUCCCCUGCCCAGGAGAAACACGUGUCCCACCACGACAGGCCAAAGAAGAGUCGGAAGGACAAAGAGAGACCUAAACAGAAGCACAAAAAGCGGCCGGAGUCUCCUCCCAGCAGCCUCCCCCCGGCCCCGGUGCCCGUCACCACCGACAAGGGCUCCACCAGCCACCAUGAGGGGAGCAAGGAGACCUCAGAGGUCGGCAGGUCGGAGGUGAAAGGCAGGAAGUCCUCGAGCCAUGGCAGCAGCCACAAGGGGAAGAAGACGGGAAGCGGGAAAAGCUCCGUUGGCUUCAGCUCGGCUUCAUCCAGCGGGACCUUCCAGCCUGCAGGUACCUCCUGCAGCAGCUUGCAGUGCUCCCAGGACUUUGUGACCUUCCCCAAGCUCGAGCAGGACGACGAGAAGUACCGGAAACCUGUGUCUUCCUCGUCCUCCUCCCACUGCUCCCCCCUGUACGAGGGCCAGAAGGGCGACGUCUUCGAGCAGAAGGUGAUUUUCUCCGGCUUUGGGUCCAUCAUGCGCUUCUCCACCUCGGCUGUGAGCCAGCAGAGAGCCCGGGAUGCCUCCCCUGUGGACUACAAAGCCUCAAAUCCCACCAGUGGCCCCUCGGUGGGGACCAGUGGGACCAGUGGGAGCAGCAGCAGCAGCAGCCACAAGCGGAUGCCGUCGCUCAGCCUGGAGGAGGGAGAGGUGCUGAAGGAAAAGAAGCACAAGGGUAGCAAGAAGAACAAGCACGGGCCCGGCAGGCCAAAGGGGGGGAAAAGCAAAGAGAUUUUGGGGGCCCAGCUGGCUGGGUCCACCUCCACGUCCUCAUCACCCUUCUCCGGGGGCUCCCUCGUGAGCUCCAGCGUCGGCAACUCCUCCCGCUCCUUCAGCCACACCGGGAACCUGCCCAGCCUCAGCAUGGAGUCCCCGCUGCUGGGCUCAGGGAUCUACACCAGUAACAAGGACCCCAUUUCCCACGGGGGUGGGGUGCUCAGGGCUGUGUGCAGCACCCCCCUCUCCUCCAGCCUCCUGGCACACCAGGGCACCUCGUCCCUCCCGCAGCUCAACCGCUCCCCCUUCGCCAGCACCAUCCCAGCCUCCUCCUCCUCCGUGUCCACCACGCAGGUGUUCUCACUGGCAGGUUCAACGUUCAGCCUCCCUUCCUCACAUAUCUUUGGAAGCCCCCUCACAUCUGGGCUGUCGAUCAACCCCCUCCUGAACCAGUCGGAAAGCAGCCGGGCAGAGCCGGACCUGGAGGAUUGCAGCUUCGGCUGCCGAGGGACGUCGCCGCAGGAGAGUCUCUCUUCCAUGUCCCCCAUCAGCAGCCUGCCGACCCUGUUCGACCAGACCGUGUCCUGCAGCAGCAGUGGGCAGCUGGAGAAUGUUCCCCAGGCCACCCCCAACAUCGAGCAGCUCUUGGAGAAGCAGGGCAACGGGGAGGCCGGAGUGAACAUUGUAGAAAUGCUCAAGGCCCUGCACUCGCUGCAGAAGGAGAACCAGCGGCUGCAGGAGCAGAUCAUGACGCUGACGGCCAAGAAGGAGCGUUUGCAGCUCCUCAACGUCCAGCUCUCCGUCCCCUUCCCCGUGGUGACCAGCAGCAACGGCCCCGGCAGCCAGGCCCAGUACAUCCUGCCUCCCAACGUCUGCAACAACGAUUCCCUGAGCAUCAGCAAGAGCCCCCCGUGCAAGAACAGCUUUGGGAUUGAGAACUCCCUCUCCACUUCCUCUGAGGACCCUCACUCAGGGUGUCCCAGCAGGAGCAGCUCCUCCCUGUCCUUCCACAGCACCCCUCCGCCCCUGCCCAUGCUGCAGCAGAGUCCUGCCUCGCUACCCCUGCCCGGGGUGCAGCAGGUGAAUGGCCUGGCCCGGGUGGCCGGCGGCGGGCUGGGGGGAGGCACCAGUGCCAGCCACAGCCUCUCCACGGUGCCCAUGGUGGACGGCCUGAUGGGGACCCUGGCAGGAGGCCAGCAGAUGCCCAUCAACGGGAUCCUGGGGAACCUGAACGGAGCCCAGGCCGCCCAGCCCGCCAGCGCGCCGACGCAGGGGCCGGGCGGGCCCCCGGCCCUGCAGCUCUCCACCAGCCUGAGCAGCAUUCCCAGCCUGAGUCCCCUGACGGAGCAGCAGCGGCACGUCCUGCACCAGCACGAGCAGCAGCUCCAGCAGCUCCAGCAGCUCCUGACUUCCCAGCCGCUUAAUCCGGAGCAGCAGGCCCUGGUGUUCCAGAUGAUGCAGCAGAUCCAGCAGAAGCGGGAGCUGCAGCGGCUGCAGAUGAGCAGCUCGUCCCAGCUGUCCAUGAGCUCCCUCCUGGCCGCCACCUCGGCCCCCGCCCUGAUGACCUCGGCCCCCCAAGCGCCCCCCAGCACCAGCUCCCUCCUGGCCUCCCUGUCCCCGCAGCAGCUCAACCCUGGCAAUGCCCUCCUGGCCCCCCAGGCCACCCCACCGCUCAGCACUCCUGGGAACAGCCUCCUGGCCUCGGGAACGGGCCUCCCACCCGUCCUGACAGCACAGCCCAACCCCUUCCUCAACCUGCAGGCUGAUGGCAACACCCCGAAAGGAACGAACAUGAAUGAAAAGGGAGCUCCUCUUACCCAGGACAAGGGCUAAGCUCCCCCCCUGACCCCGAAAAAACCAGCAGCCAACUCCUCUGCCCAGGGGAAUGUGGCUUUUCCGCAGCCAACCCUGACACUGUUAAAGCAAUGAGCACAAGGCUUCCGAGGAGCAUUCCCUGCGCUGGGCCACGCCAAGAGGUGCUUUUGGGAAGACAGAACGUCUGUGGCCGAGCCCUGGUGUCGUGAGGAGUGAAGGUUGGGGGGGGUUUCCCUGCCAACCCGCUCCGUGUGGAGGAGGGAAUUCCGGGAAUUCCACCAGAUCCUGCCUGACCUCCUCCCCGCUGUGUGUAACCCCCCCGGGCAUUCCUGGGGGUGGGAGCCCCCCUGUGCCAAGCCCGAGGAACCUGGCAGUGCCCACGGAGGCAGCACUGGAUGUGACAGCGCCGGGAAGGGGCGUGGUGGCCGUGCCCAGGUGGGGCCGUUGGGAAGAAUUCCUGGAGCUGAGAUUUCUCACCCGCUGGGCUCUUCCCUGUGUAGCCCCAACAGCUCAGCUGGAGCCAAAUCCAGCCUGGAAAGACACAAGUGGGAGUAAUGGAUGAGGAGUGGAGCUGGGGACAGGGUGAAGGCCACCUGCUCCUUGGAAGGACAUUGCCACUCCUGCCCUGCCAGCUGCUGUGGGGUCGGUGCUGCCCUCACCUGAAAAGCACAUUCCUGCUCUGGGCCGCCUCUUCCCUUGCAAGAUUCCCAGAGGAUAACAGUUCAGUGUGCAAAAGGGGCUGGAGCCGGGAUUUAUCCAGCGCCAGAAGGUGCAUUUGAGCCUGGAGGUGGAUUCCUGGACCUGAGCUCGGAGAUCAAAAUGUGUUUGGGGAAGAGAGUCCCAAACCCCAUCCCUCUUCUUCCCUACCCACCACAGAUCACUCCAGUCUGGCAAAAACCGUGUUCUUCCACUGGUCCUGGGCUCUUGGGAAAAGGGGAUCUCCAAGGAAUGGGACAGUGACCAGGAUCCUGAGCCGGGACAUCGGACCCUUCGUCAUCCUCCACCUUUUGACCUUAAUUCCAUCUUUCAGCCCGGAACCUCAGCCAGGAAUGGGCUUCCUCUGAGCCUGGAUGGAUGGAGGGAUGGAGGGAUGGAGGGAU